AUGCCUAGAAGAAAAAAAUCAAACCUCACAAAAGUAACUAAACGUGCCAUUGCAAUGCGAAAUCUUAGGAGUUUAGAAACAUCCCAACAAACACAAGAGCGACUUUCAAGUCAAUCUGAUCGUCAACAAUUGUAUAGAGCUACCGAAACAUCAGCUCAAGCUGAAGCUCGCAGAAAUGCAGAGCUACGUCGUCAGCAUUUGUCAAGGGCUGCUGAAACCGAUGAAGCACGUAGUAAUCGGUUAUCACAGAAUGCCCAAAGACAAUCCGCAGCAAGGAAUAUUGAAACUUCCGAAGAAACCAACGAUCGACUUUCUCAGCAAGCCAAACGACAGGCGUCAAUAAGACGUUCUGAAACUCCUGAUGAAACCAAGAACCGACUUUCUCAACAGGCGCAACGUCAGGCGGCAUUACGCGCUUCAGAAAGUCUCGACGAAGCUGAUAAUCGACUCUUCGAACAGGCGCAACGUCAGGCGGCAUUUCGUGCUUCGGAAACUCCCCACGAAGCUUACAAUAGGCUCUCCCAACAGGCGCAACGUCAGGCAGAUUAA
This is a messenger RNA of Lucilia sericata (common green bottle fly), 549 nucleotides long. RefSeq lists its product as uncharacterized. The record is from RefSeq and is a predicted model, not a curated record. NCBI's taxonomy places the organism in Eukaryota, Metazoa, Arthropoda, Insecta, Diptera, Calliphoridae. The transcript has a single exon. Bases 1 to 549 code for a protein of 182 amino acids.